CAUAAUGACAAAGUGUUUCUGCGGAAGAAUAGAAGUACGUGAAAGCUGUCUUUAGACACAUUUCUAAAGUAUUAGCGCCAGUUUUCAGCAGAAUGAGCGUCGACAGUGUUUUUCGUACGCGUUCUCUUGGUGUGGGUGUAGUUGGACUUCCAGAUCAAUAUGCCGAUGGGAAAGCAGCAAAAGUGUGGCAGCUCUACAUUGGAGACACGAGAAAGAGAACAGAAGAAUACAAAAGUUGGGUCGUGUCUUUGCUGAGAAAGCAUGGCUGUCAAAAGAUCCUGGAUGUAGCCUGCGGAACGGGAGUGGACUCCAUCAUGUUGGUGGAGGAGGGAUUCAAUAUGGUGAGCGUGGACGCCAGUGACAAAAUGCUGAAGUAUGCCCUAAAAGAGAGAUGGGACAGAAGAAGGGAACCAGCUUUUGACCAAUGGGUUAUCGAUGAGGCCAACUGGCUCUCGUUGAAGGAUGACGUUCAGAAGCCAGGCGGUGGAUUUGAUGCGGUCAUCUGCUUGGGAAACUCGUUUGCUCAUCUGCCAGAUUUUAAAGGGGAUCAGAGUGACCAAAAGCUGGCCCUUCACAACAUUGCAAGUAUGGUGAAGCCAGGGGGCAUCCUGAUCAUUGACCACCGUAACUAUGACUACAUUCUAAAGACUGGAAAUGCACCUCAGGGAAAGAAUAUCUAUUACCAGAGUGACCUCAAGCAGGACAUCGACACGUCUGUGCUCUGGGUGAACAACAAGCCCCACAUGAUCACACUGGACUACACUCUGCAGUAUCAGGAGGGAGACUCCGCUGAGGUUCAGACAAGUAAAUUCCGUCUGUCCUACUACCCUCACCGUCUGGAAAGUUUCAAGGAACUGCUCAAGGGCGCUUUCGCUGGAAAGUGUGAACAUGAUGUCUAUGGUGACUUCAAACCCUACAAACCUGACCAGCCCACAACACCAUGCUAUUUUGUUCAUGUUCUCAAGAGGACAGCCUAGAACCAACCAAAUGUAUGUGGCGAAGCAAGCUAUUCAGGCUUUCGGUCGACUUCCACAAUGCCUUUUUAUAUACCCACAUCCCACUUUCUUUCCCCAGUUGGGAAUCAAAGAUGAUUCAUCAAUGGUGGAUCUUCCUAAAACUUCGAAACAAACUAAACCAAAAAAAAGGUCUUAACCGUGGCUUUUAAGUAGAGCAGCGCAUUCUGUGAUUUGGCCAAGUUCUUUGUCCUUUUUGUAGAUUUUUGUCCCUUGCUUCAUGUUGUAAGCUCAGCUUCCUCUACAGUCAAAAAGAAUUCUGUGUCGCACCUUUGCUUUUACAAUGUGUUCCGUUAAGAUGUUGGAACAAGUGUGUUUUCCAACCUGAAUUAUCAAAAGUCCCCCUCUGUCUUUGUUGGGCCAGCUUCUAACUAUUUUUUGGGUUCACCAUUUUUAUCUUUAUAAUAAUAAUUGAGAACUUGAGGUCCAAGUUAUUUUCUCGUCUUAAGGAUGGAGCAUAAGUUGCCAACAAAACAUCCAAGUAUCAUCAUACACAAGCAAAAGUUAGGUUUUGUAGGUUAAAGCCUAUCAGGUCCGAAAAUGUAGACAAAUAUUCAUUAUUCAAUGUAAUUGGGUGAAUCUUAGCUCGAUCUACGAUUCUUUAUGUUGAACAAACAUAAAUAUGGUAUGUAUUUUUCACAUAAUUUGUGAUUUUUCCAGAUGCAAUGUACCACCUUGUUACACUUUUUAAUUUGUGUUUUGUAUAGAAAACAUGAUAUUCCUGGAGUUCACCUGAUCUCACACAUUCAUACGUCAUUGGCCAUUGCAUUGCACAAAAGAACAAUAGAUAUGAACAUUAAGCAAAAGCAUCCACAUACAACAGCAUGAGCACUACGCUUCUCAGUUGAAUGUUUCUCCCAGCUUGUAAAUCAUAUUUGUCUAUUGUAAAUAACUGUGAGAACAGUUGUGGCAUUACCAUUUAACAUUACUUCUAAUUUUUUCCUUUUAACUUUUUUUUUUUUUUUAACAUAGUAAGACAACAAAUAAGACAUUUCAAGCAGUAUUUCAAUACAAAAUACAACUUAGGUCAGGAAUGUCAAUACUAUGUCCCAACAGUUCACUGUUGUAAUAAAUAGACUAUUCACUAUCGAUAUAUUGAUCAAUGAUAUCCUUGAAAAUAGUUAGAGGUGAUCGGGGAGAAAUGGCAGCUUUGUGAGUAGUAGUUGUGAUGCGUGUUCUUUUGUAAUUGUGUUUUCUUUUAGAAUCUCUUAUGCUUCUAUGAGUUGACUUUUUUUUUUAAGAUUUUUUUAUUUCAGAGUCUUAAAUGAUGCAAUUUCAUAAUGUAAUGGUGUAAGCAGUUUGAGCAUUUGUCAUCUCUCUUCAAUGCAGCCAUUAUUAAAAAUCGACAGUUUUAAUUCAAA
Sardina pilchardus (European sardine) is the source of this 2374-nucleotide messenger RNA. RefSeq names its product glycine N-methyltransferase (gene gnmt). Gene Ontology annotation, cellular component: cytosol. Gene Ontology annotation, biological process: regulation of gluconeogenesis; S-adenosylmethionine metabolic process; one-carbon metabolic process. Gene Ontology annotation, molecular function: glycine N-methyltransferase activity; glycine binding; identical protein binding. NCBI's taxonomy places the organism in Eukaryota, Metazoa, Chordata, Actinopteri, Clupeiformes, Clupeidae. The record is from RefSeq and is a predicted model, not a curated record. The transcript has 6 exons. The coding region runs from base 93 to 977 and encodes 294 amino acids.